GUUGUACCCCUUCAUGAUGGGAUGGAGUAUGGCACAUGAUUACCAGCACCAGGGUCGAUGCUUCGGCGGCUGUUGCUGGCCGUCGAAUGAGACUCCGGAUUCAUCUUCGGCCGACUUCCUGUACUCAGCGACGAUUGAAGUGGACAAGUCGCUUCCCCUUGGGAGAAGGCGGCGCAGUCACUCACGCGUUCGUCUCUGCUGCGUCUCCUUCCUGAUCCACCGGAAACUCCGAUUAACGCUGCGUCCAGCCCACCGCGUUUUUUGCGGUUAGCGUUUGUCCUUUCGUGCCCUCCAAGAAGUAUUAAUACCCGAACCCGCUCGCUCCUGAUGGUUGCGACCAAAGUAAAGUUCAGCUAAUGACCGGAAACAGGUUCGCAGCACUCGCCGAAGAUGACGAAUCUGUAUCUGCGGUAGCCGCCGCAGAUGCAGCACCUCCCCGCAGUCGGAAGCCUCGGCGGAGAAUCGCCUCGCCUCCCCGCAACGUACGAGAGCCACCAAUUUUCCCUGAAGAGGAGCCGUUCGACGAUGAUGCGGGACCUAGCCAGCACUAUAUGGUGUAUAGCAGCACAACGAUAGAUCCGAGCGUCACGAAGGGCAUGUACAUGGAGUGGCGCUGGCCCCGCCGCUGCGAGGAGAACCCGACGGACCUCACCAACCCGUAUUAUAUCGCCAUGAUCAAGUGCGGCUGGUCCGCGUGGUCCGCGGCGAAGAAGUUCACAAGGAAGCAGAGUUCGCUGGACCGGGCUCCCGAGUGGUGCUUCUCGCCACGUUUCGGUCGGAGUCGCACCGUCCUCGAUCGGCCGGUAGCAUCAGUGGGAGGCUACAUGCUAGAGGCCGGAACCAAGCUAUUCAUUGCCGGGGAGCACGAGGACUACUACGACGAUGACUUUUGCAUCUACAACGACGUCACCGUGGUCCGGCCCAACGGCGAGAUUCGCAUAUACGGCUACCCGACGGACGUGUUCCCGCCUACCGAUGGACACUCGGCCACUGUGGUUGGCGACAAGAUUUGGAUCAUCGGGUCCGUGGGUUAUAUGUGGACGCGCGGAAAGGAAGCGCAGGUCUGCAUCCUUGACCUCGCCACCAUGCGCAUGUCCCGGCACACUACAACUGGCGACGACCCGGGCUGGUUGGCGGGCCACGUCGUGACUCGGGUUUUCGAGGACGCGAUCGAGGUGGAAGUUGGACAGGAGCCGUGCCCUGGAACUACGGCCCGGUCGGGCAAAUGGACGCUGUAUACCACCGAUUUCAGAUUUCUGGAAGAAUCGUGGCGAGCUGUGCGUGUACGUGGGCGACUGCAUUCGGUCGCGUCGACGUCCUGGAAUGGUGGAAGAACAGUGGGCUGACUUGCAAAUGGGAGGCGGAUCCCCGUUGGCUCAAACGGACUUGUGCCAGCAACCCUAAUAAAGCCGCGGUGAAGAAGUGGUGGACCGAAAACCAACUGAACCUCGAGCUUCGUUUUGGAAGGUAGCAGGGCGAUAGACAGUGUUAGAUUUAGGCUUUAGGCUUUAAUUUACGAUGCAAGGAUAAUAGGCAUGUUCGUUCAUAUGUAUCCCUGAGCGGGAGCGCGUCUCAUGUAGAUGAUAGAUAGUAGAUCCAGCCGGAGAGGCUUUCAUCUGU
Molecule: messenger RNA, 1620 nt
Organism: Fimicolochytrium jonesii
Lineage: Eukaryota; Fungi; Chytridiomycota; Chytridiomycetes; Spizellomycetales; Powellomycetaceae
Exons: 2
Coding region: 357-1346 (329 amino acids)
Molecular function (GO): protein binding
Source: RefSeq, a predicted model, not a curated record